Messenger RNA from Hemicordylus capensis (graceful crag lizard), 4758 nucleotides. RefSeq names its product STEAP4 metalloreductase (gene STEAP4). The transcript has 6 exons. The record is from RefSeq and is a predicted model, not a curated record. Gene Ontology annotation, cellular component: plasma membrane; endosome. Gene Ontology annotation, molecular function: cupric reductase (NADH) activity; ferric-chelate reductase (NADPH) activity. Gene Ontology annotation, biological process: copper ion import. Lineage: Eukaryota; Metazoa; Chordata; Lepidosauria; Squamata; Cordylidae. The coding region runs from base 298 to 1692 and encodes 464 amino acids.
CUGAAAUGAUCAGCUACUUCUCCACUCUGUUCCAUACAAUAGAAAGCUUCUGCAGCUCCUUCUGCCAGGUUCUACUCCAGCUGUAGCUGAACUCAUUAACUGAUGUGGGGAGGGGGACACAGAAUGCUGGGUGUGCAAGCUGUCUCACAUCAUUAAUCCAGCCCUUGUUGAACACAGUUGAAAAUAUUACUUCCCAGCUCUGGUAUUUGAAAACUUCAUAUUCCCUGGAUUUUGGGGGGGAAAUCACUCACAAAUCAGAUAACGACACACCGGCCCAUUCUGGAGAAGAGCAUCACAAUGAUCCCACUUACUGUGGAUUUGGUGAACAAGAAAGAGACUGUGUGUAUUUUUGGAACAGGAGAUUUUGGGAGAUCUCUAGGAUACAAGCUGAUGCAGUGUGGCUACGCUGUCGUAUUUGGAAGCCGGAAUCCCCAGACCUCUGGACUGAUCCCUCAAGGAGCCACAGUGCUACCUCAUGCAGAAGCUGCAGAAACAUCUGACAUCAUCAUCAUAGCAGUCCACAGAAUACAUUACAGCUUUCUUGAAAACCUAAAGGAAGUUCUUAAUGGGAAGGUGCUGGUGGACGUGAGCAACAACCUCAAAAUAAACCAGUACCCAGAAUCCAAUGCUGAAUAUCUUGCCCAGCUACUGCGGGAAAGCAAGGUGGUCAAAGCAUUUAACACGGUGUCAGCAUGGGCACUGCAGUCGGGCGCUUUAGAUGCAAGCAGACAGGUGUUUGUCUGUGGAGAUGACUGCAACUCAAAAGAAAAAGUGAUGGGAAUGGUCCGAAGCCUUGGCCUGACUCCGCUGGAUAAGGGAUCUCUCUUAGCAGCCAAAGAAAUUGAGAAUUACCCUUUGCAACUCUUCCCAAUGUGGAAAUACCCCAUCUAUUUCUCCCUUGCCCUCAGUGCAUUCUUCUUCUUCUACUGCGUGGUCCGUGAUGUGAUCUAUUCUCACGUUGAGAACAACAAAGACUACGUCUUUUUUAUUGCCAUCACAAUUCCAAACCGGGUCUGCCCUGUUGUGGCACUUAUCCUUCUCGCUUUGGUUUACUUGCCCGGGAUCUUCGCCGCUAUCCUCCAGUUAUACAGAGGGACAAAAUACAGCCGCUUCCCAGAUUGGCUAGAUCAGUGGAUGCUCUGCAGGAAACAGCUUGGCUUGGUUGCCUUGGCUUAUGCUUUCCUCCACGUCUUAUACACACUUGUUAUCCCUAUUCGCUAUUACGUAAGAUGGAGGAUCGGCUCCUACAUACUUACCCAGGCAUUUAACAACAAAACCGAUCCAUUCAACACUGUUAACGGCUGGCUUAGUGACUCUUACGUUUCUUUGGGUAUCCUGGGAUUCUUCCUGUUUGUCCUCCUGGGAAUAACAUCUUUGCCCUCUGUCAGCAACAGCGUCAACUGGAGAGAGUUUCGGUUUGUACAGUCCUAUCUGGGCUACCUUACGCUUGUUUUGUGCACUGCCCAUACUCUCGUCUAUGGUGGGAAGAGAUUCCUGAAUGCCCACACAUACCGAUGGUAUCUUCCUGCAGUUUAUAUCCUUUCCCUCAUUAUCCCUUGCAUUGUGUUGGCCAUGAAGUUUGUCCUUAUAUUUCCUUGUAUCGACAGACCACUGACUGAAAUUCGACAGGGCUGUGAACGGAAACCCAACACGCCUCAGAGAAACAACAGCCAUUGCAAGUCAGAGGUGUAAACUUACAGCCAGUGUGGAGCAACUUGUAUGUGAUUCCCAUGGCUCAAAAUGGCUAAUGGGCAAGCAACUGACACACCCUCAUACCUGGCUCAAAAAUUAUGCAUUUCAAAAUUGCUCUCAAACCUGAAGACCAAUAAUUCACUAAUAUCCAUCUUAUUCCUAUUCUGUGCCCAAGAUGCUGGGAGGAUGAGUGUUCUCUCCUUUCCUGGCUUUGGGACUGAAGAAAGCAAUUAUAGUCCAGUUCAGUGAUCUUUACUAUUUUUCAAUACUUUGGCAAAACAAACAACAACAACAACAACAACAACACAACACAACCCCUUCAGUGUGAGAGCCAUUUCCCACUGUGUUGACCUCCACGUGAGGGCAACACAGUGUUUUUCUCAGUGCUGGAAGGGCCCUUUAAGAGAGAUGGAACCCCUCUUUAGAGCUCUAGGAGGAAAAUACUGGGAAGGGCUACACUUCACAACACUCCUUCCAAGAUGGUGCAGGGACUCAAGCAGGGCUCCUUUCCCCUUAAAGGAGAUCCCCAGUGCUCGACAGAACACAACACUUCACAGUCGAGAAGGGUCACCUCCACAUAGUGCCAGAGAAACUAUGCUUCAGCUUUCGCCAAAGCUUUACAAAGGCCCAAUAAAUAUCAGGGAGCUGCACUUAAGGUUGAUGCAGGCUACCACUGGCACCCAAGUCUUACAAUGAAGAUCACUGGUCUAGUUGUUACCUGCUCUGCGCAGCAGAAACUCAUCUUACAGAGUUACAUUAUUGUUUAGCUUUUCUACUUGAUCGUUGUAUUCUGUUUGCUCUUGCAAAAGUACCAUUGAUAAUCUUGUCUUUAGAUAUUUUAUUAGAUCUUGAUCAUUGUGUUAUUGAUCGUUUCUUUGAUAUUUCAGUUAUGAUUAUUGAAUGUUUAGUAAUUGUGUGUGUGUGUGUGUGUGUGAGAGAGAGAGAGAGAGAGAGAGAGAGAGAGAGAGAGAGAGAGAGAGAGAGAGAGAGAGAGAGAGAGCAAAGCUAUUUACACAACCAGGAGAAAUCGGGCUAAGGGAGCCUAGCCUAAUUUCUCCUGGUCAUCUGCUGCAACGGGAGCUGCACAGCUCUCGGCAGCAAACCACCUAAAGUACCCCUCCCAUUAAACAAGGUUAGCGAAGCUAACCCCGUUUGGUUGCUUGUGUGCUGCCGCACCACGGCAACACAUGAGGAGACCCCUGCCGGGAGGCUGCAAGCAGCCUCCCUGGCUCGGGGGUCUCUCCGGGAUGCCCUGCACGCUUGCACAAGGCAUCCUGGUAUUCCCGGGGGCCAUGCAGCCCCCGAUCCCCACAGCCCUCGCCAGCUCCGUGAUGGAGCCAGCAGCCGUGUGGGUGGCCGAUCCGGCCGCCCAGCUAGGAGCGGCCGCUCAUCUGUGGCUCAUCUGUGGCUCAUCUGUGGCUCUCCCUGCAGAACCCCAUCAGGUGCUUCACAUGUGUCAUAUGAAGCGCCUCAGCAUCUUGAAGUAGAAUCACAUAUUAGAAGACUAAUCACAUUGACUAUGAAUAUGUCUAUCAGGGGCAUAGCUACAAUUGAACAAGGUGGGGGGACAAAUGUCCCUGGGUUAGUGGGACUCACUAGCUGGGUGACAACGUCUGCUUUUCUAGCACCUCUGUGAAGAAGGGGGGACAUCUUCACUUUUUGUCCCAGAGCCAGCUCCAACCUUGCUAUGCCCCUGGUGUUUAUAGCAUAAGUCAAGACAAUAAUCAUUUUGAACUGUAGCUUCUCAGGUUCUUUUCAGAUUUAUACUCUUCCCCUAAACUUAGGGGUACUUCAGACAAUAUAAUAUUGACUAUGGCUUCUCAGUCCAUGUGCUAUAUGUAGACAAGUUGUGGAAUUGUCAUGUGAGCAAUUGCAAUUUCCUGCAAAGAGGUUUUUUUUCCAUGAAGGAACUGUGUUACAUUUGAAGAUGGUCACGGUUCUAUGAAGGUUCUUUGGUAGUGUCCUAUCAAUGGAUGGCCAAUGGGCUUUAUUGUUGUAGACGAACGCAAUCUACAGCUACAAAUGCCUGAAACCUUGGAGAACUGCAGUUAGUCAUGUAUGCAGUACCGAGCUACAUGCACCAAUGGUCUGACAGUAUAAUGUAGCUUCCUAAGCUCUAUGUAUGUUGACAUGAGAUAUCUGCAGAUGGACAAGAAACUGCAAGUGGAGCAGAGAGUUCUGAUUCAGCCAUUCCCACAAGCUAAUCAAUAAGAGCUUAAGUUUUUUUUGUGAUACAGUAUUUUCUGUUACAAUAUAUAUAUACUCUGCGUGCACAGCUGGGCGGGUGGGGAGGAAGGCAGGGUUCAACCGAUCUUCCCCCAGAUGACUGCUCUGAGCCCCUGAGGCACACAAGCUGCACACCCACACGGCCAGGCCAGGGGCGUAGCUAGGAGAGAGGGGGCCCGUGUUCAUCCCUCUCUCUGGUGGCCCCCCAGAGUGAAGGAGAUAAUGAAGAAAAUAGGGAAGGAUGGAGCUGGAGGGCCCUCAGGAGCUUGAGGCCCGUGUUCUUGGAACCCUUUCGCUCAAUUAUAGCUGCGCCCCUGCGGCCAGCACUGAUAGCUGGAGGACUCUCAGCACUGCUCCUGGCAGCGCAGGUAAACAGAGGCCAGGACUCGUUGUCCUGGCCUCCAACGAUCCAACAGUGCACCACGUGCCGAGCACCACGGGGGGAUUCUUCCGGGAGACAGGCACUCUAGGCGCCUAUCUCUGUGUCAGUAUGAGCUGCAAGCAGCUCACGCUGAAACACGAUGAUGGGAGCCAGGUUAAAGGUCCAUUUGCACCCUUAACUUCAGCUAAGAGCUGGGUUUCCGUGCUGGGUUUAGCGCCACAACAUCACCGGGAUCCAUGUGGCUCCCAGUGGUUCUCACGGGAUCCAAGCACCCAAGCUUGGCAGCUUCAGCCUGGGCUUGGCUGCUCAUGAGAACAGGCUCCUUCUUAUAUUGAGUUUACAUAAGGUAUAUUCCUUUCAUUGACCAAGCAUAACUCUCUAUGUAUAAACACUGUUGCAUCAACAUUUAUCCUCUGUAUAUUUCAAUCACGAUAAAUAAAAUAUAUUUUAAGACACAA